Messenger RNA from Alosa alosa (allis shad), 1119 nucleotides. Its product is annotated as apolipoprotein A-I-like. Gene Ontology annotation, cellular component: high-density lipoprotein particle; extracellular region; chylomicron. Gene Ontology annotation, biological process: high-density lipoprotein particle assembly; reverse cholesterol transport; cholesterol biosynthetic process. NCBI's taxonomy places the organism in Eukaryota, Metazoa, Chordata, Actinopteri, Clupeiformes, Clupeidae. The transcript has 4 exons. The record is from RefSeq and is a predicted model, not a curated record. Gene Ontology annotation, molecular function: cholesterol binding; phosphatidylcholine-sterol O-acyltransferase activator activity; phospholipid binding. Bases 125 to 892 code for a protein of 255 amino acids.
GACUUUGAAUUAUCUGCCCCGACGGAAGACUUGUAUAUAACGUGGUGAUUGAAAAGAAGCUGUACUCAUCUGAUACGCUAGAUCUACCCUCACUGAGAGCUUGCAACUCAGGAAUAACGUAAAGAUGAAGGUGUUCCUGGUCCUCGCCAUAGCUGUCUUUACAGGUUGCAAUGCCAACCUCUUCUAUGCUGAUGAGCCCAAACCACAACUGGAGCAGCUGACAGAUGCAUUCUGGGACUAUGUUGCCCAGGCAACUCGCACAGCAGAGGACACAAUUCAGAUGAUCAGAAAGUCUCAGCUGGGCCAGGAUGUUAGUGCUAGACUCACAGAGAGUGCCAACGUGGCCAGCCAGUAUGCCGUCACCCUCCAGAAUCAGAUGACCCCUCUGGCUCAAGAGCUCAUGACCAAGAUCACCCAGGAGGCUGAGGUUCUGAGAGAGCGUCUGGGGCAGGAUUUGACCACCGUCAAGGGGAAACUGGAGCCUUACACAGAGGACAUGAGGGCCCAGGUUCUGCAGAGGGUUGGGGAGCUCAAGGCUGCCGUGGCUCCCUAUGCUGAGUCUCUUGACUCCGAGUCCCUGAAGACCACCCUGCUCCAGAAGAGUGAGGAGCUGAAGGGGAGUCUGGAGCAGAGUGUGAAGGAGCUGCAGUCCCAGCUGGGCCCCUACACCGAGGAGCUCAGGCAGAAGGUGGACCAGCACCUGCAGGACUUCCAGACCAACGUGGCCCUCUUGGCUGCCGACCUCCAGACCCAGCUGGCCCAAAGAGCCCAGAUGGUUCAGCAGAACCUGGCACCCUACGCGGAAGACCUGAAAGGCAAGCUGGACCCCUACGCCCAGGACCUGAAAGCCCAGCUCACCUCCCUGUAUGAGUCCUUCACCAAGACCAGCUAAAUACUCCACAUUAAUGGCACUGAAGACAUUGUGACUCCAACUAUCCAUUUUAUCAGUUGUACCUUCUGUAUUUGUACAUCUUUUGCUGUUCAGAAAGACUACACAAGAUGAGCAAGAACAAAUCUAAGCUGCUAUUAAUUGUAUAUAUACUUGUUUUCCUAUAAAGCUGAAGAUAUGUCACUUUUAAGAUGCUUAAUUUAUUAACAAAAUAAAAUGUUUACAUUCUU